AAAGUGUUACGAUCAACAAAAAUUUACUGAACCACAAUGCCCCUGUGGUGUAGGCUUUCGAUUACAUUUUUGGAUCCUUUUAAGAAGCAACAUUUUAUUCAAAAUUUAAAGCAUCUGCCACAGGAUGAGCAUGCGAAAAAUAUGUUGCAGCCUUACAGCAAAUUUUCCUUGGACAUCCAAGAUAGUUUCGAUUGGCCAAAAACAACCGUCUAGAUCCACAUGUCUAUCCCAGGAGCAUUGUCUUUGGCGUCAGAGAAACCAAAUGGAAAUCGAACAGUUGGCAAAGCUGGUGGGAUUCCAGCCCGAUGAAAUCGAUGGCUUUCUGUUUAAUCUCAGCCUACGGAACUAUAGUGACCUCUUGAAAUACAAGGAGUGUGGAUGGAAUGGCUGCAAUGUGCCCCUUUGUUAUCCGUAUGUCUGUGAUCGGUACAUGGCCAUAUUUGAUCAUCGUGGCAACUUACGAAGUCCCAUCCAUGCAAGGAGUCUUAAAAGUUUACUUCCGUUACUGCUGGAUUAUUUGAACGGUGAUUCGCCUAAUGAUCGAAAGGACUCGCCCAUCUACGAGGCGUAUCCUGACGAACACCAGGCGAAAUGUCGUUCAAAUAUUGAGCAGAGUGAUUUAGAAGCUAUGAGUUCUUCAGAUUGGAUCUCUCAGCUCCUUGGCAAUCCAAGUGAAUCGAAAAGGGAAAAAACGGGAAAAAAGACUGAAAAACCUCAACCGGUAAUGAGAUCUGAAUUAGAAAGUGAACUAGAAUCAGAAUCUGAAAUGGAAAAAAAGAAGCGAAAAAAUAAGACCUUUGGUCGGCAGUCUGUAUUCCUCAAUGAUGAACUUGCCCUAGCUUAUGCCAAGUCCUAUGAUUAUGCGGAAUAUCUGAUGAAAACUUUGGGUCGACAUCGAUUUAGGGAUAGCUAUAUAGGUCCCGUGGGAGAUUUGAGAACAACACGUACUCACAUUCUUAUAAGAGACUUGAUCGCCAGAAAAGGAAUGAAUAUAAAUGAAAAAAAUUUGAGGAAAGCCUUAAAAAAGGUUGAUCUCGAGUGGAAAGGAACGACACGGGCAGAUUACAAACGUGAAAUGAAAACCGCCCAGGAGAUUUCCCGGCUUUACAAUGUCAUUGUUCAGACACCGUCAGAUGAACCAAUUCCUUGGAGAAUUAUAGGUAAGGUCAGGGAGAACUAUCCAAAGGUUCCAAAAGCCUCCAAGUCGCCCAGAAAAUACUUGGCCGACCAAGACGCAAUGGUUUUCCACGAACCUUUUGAUCAUAAAAAGAACUGGACCUGGCAACGGCGACAAUCAAAACGUACUAUUCGAAAUUCCAAUUACAAAUUCUCAACCACAAGGAUCAAGCCAUAUAUAAGCAGAUCCAUGAAGCAAGAAAUAGAGCCGCUCAAGGAUGAGGCUUCAAUUCAUUCGUCAUUGAGUGAUAGGGCAAGAUUGCAGAAACGAGAGUCUUAAGAUCCCAUGUUAGGUUUUUUUCAAAAUGUAUUUCCAUUUAUAUU
Molecule: messenger RNA, 1500 nt
Organism: Drosophila melanogaster (fruit fly)
Lineage: Eukaryota; Metazoa; Arthropoda; Insecta; Diptera; Drosophilidae
Exons: 1
Coding region: 125-1456 (443 amino acids)
Source: RefSeq, marked reviewed